AUGGUUUAUGGGAAUUCACUUUUUAGUUACUAUAGUAGUAAUAAUAAUAAUACCAUGGCACCACAUCCACAACAAUCUGUGUCGAAGAAAGGACCAAGAAAACCAGUACCGCGUGGUCCCUCGGGAAACGAAUCUCCAGAAGAAUAUUUCGCAAAAUGUAGAACCAAACUCCUAAAUGGCCAUAUAAAGACCGUACGAACGGUAGCUUGGAAUUGCGACGGUCGAAAACUUGCAAGCGGUUCCGUUGAUAAAACUGUUCGGUUAUGGGAAGCGGAUCAAGAAGACAUAAAAUAUUCUAUCAAGUUACUCGGUCACGAAGAAAGUGUGGAUCAACUUUGUUGGAGUCCUCAAUCGCCACACGAACUAGCGACAGCGUCAACCGAUAAAACAGUUAGAUUCUGGGAUACUCGAGAUGUAAAACGAUGUACCCAUGUCGUGAAAACCGAUGGAGAGAAUAUAAAUAUCAGCUGGAGCUGGGAUGGCUCGAUGGUUGCAGUUGGUGAUAAGGAUGAUAAAAUUUCAUUUAUCGAUCCGAGGCAUAAACCGUCACCAGUUAUAGUUAAAACUUAUGCGGAAGGUGAUGAUGUAAGAGAUGAGAUUAAUGAAAUUAGCUGGAAUCAUGAUUGUUCAUUGUUCUUUUUAACAACUGGUUCUGGAGCCAUUAAAAUAUUGAAAUGGCCUUCAUUGCAGCCAGUUCACGUGUUGAGAGGUCAUACUGCAAAUUGUUAUUGUAUUGAUUUUGAUCCAAAGAGACGAUAUGUAGCUGCAGGAGGAGCAGAUGCUCUGGUUACAUUGUGGGAUCUUGAAGAAUGUGUUUGUCUAAGAUCAUUUAAAGAAUUAGAAUUUCCGGUACGGACGAUUAGUUUUACUUAUGAUGGAGUUUAUUUAGCGGCAGCUUCCGAAGAUGAACAUAUUAUUGUUUCUAAUGUGGAGACGGGCAAGACUGUUUACAGAAUUAAAACAAUGGCCGCCACUAAUUCUGUUGCAUGGCACCCGAAAGGUUAUCUGUUGGCGUUUGCUGGUGAUGAAGAAGGAAUUCAAGACCAAAAAAAUUAUAUUGGUUUGAAAGUAUUUGGUUUCAAUGAUUAG
Molecule: messenger RNA, 1089 nt
Organism: Funneliformis mosseae
Lineage: Eukaryota; Fungi; Glomeromycota; Glomeromycetes; Glomerales; Glomeraceae
Source: the annotation of a GenBank genome assembly